Molecule: messenger RNA, 1830 nt
Organism: Carassius carassius (crucian carp)
Lineage: Eukaryota; Metazoa; Chordata; Actinopteri; Cypriniformes; Cyprinidae
Product: kell blood group glycoprotein-like
Biological process (GO): protein processing
Cellular component (GO): plasma membrane
Molecular function (GO): metalloendopeptidase activity
Source: RefSeq, a predicted model, not a curated record
AUGAUCAAAAUUCUGUGUACCUACAAUUUGCAUGCGUUUAUUGAUGAGCCUCAUUUUCAGUUCCCUAUUGAUUGGAACAGCAAGACACAGAAAUCCAAAGCAAGUUCUUGGUAUUUGCGUCCAUUCUACAUGUUGAGUUGUCAGUACUUGGAACUCUUGGGCGUUCCCUCCAAUGAAACUACUCAGCACUGCGGUCUUUAUGUAUCUCUAGCCACAACUUUGGCUCUGGCCAUGACCCCUCUCCACUACCGCCUCAGUCAGGAGUUACUCUACAACAGAUAUACCAUCCAAGAGCUACAGACUCUGGCUCCAGCCAUUGAUUGGCCUUGCCUACAAGCCACAUUUCAGCCUCUUCCUAUCAGCCAAUCAGAUCUUUUUUUAGUCUACAAUCUCCCGUAUAUUAUCCACAUGUCCCAGACAAUCAGUAAAUGGCAAGUCCUGCAUGAGAUGAUGGGCACGGGUCCACUUCAUACAUACAUGAUCUUUAGUUUUUUCCACACACUCAUUCCUGCGCUGGACUCGAGGUUCUUCCAAACAAUGAGAAACUUUUCCAUUGCAUCUGGAGACACACAAGAGGAGAUGCCACGCUGGUUGCGAUGCGUUCAGCAGACGGAGCGAGGGUUUGACACUCUACUCAGUCAUGCAAUUAGACAUAGACAUGCACAGAAAGAGGCUGAAGAGUUGAUUCAUGAUGUUUAUUCAUCCCUCGAGAAAAAACUAACAGAUUUGAUCUGGAGGGAUGACAGAUCAUCAGCCUUUAUUUUGAAGAAGAUAAAAUCUCUCAAUCCAAGACUCUCCGCUAAAAUAAAUAACCUCAGUCAUGCAGAACUCAACCAUAUCUAUGAAAAGGUGGUUUUAAAUGAGGAGGAUUUUUUCACCAACUACCUGCAGAUGCUGGUGCUGGAGCAGAAGAGCAGGAGCAGACUGCUCUCACAUGGCACACAGACUGAUGGAUUGUCUAUCACUCCAUCCAUCUCUGGAAAUGACAUCAUCAUCCCUGUUGGAAUGUUCGUGUCACCCUUCUUCCAUUCCUCAUAUCCCAGGGCAGUGAAUUAUGGCACACUGGGAUCUCUGAUGGCUAAAGAUCUUCUUCACCUUCUGCUCCCUGAUAUCCACACACAGGCCAACAAUCCAGUGUCAGAGAGCAUGUGCAUAUGGUCUCAUUAUCAGAGUGUGAACAAGGAUCCAGGACGGGUCGGCACAUUCUCUCUUUCCUCCUCUGAACAGCAGGAGGUUUGGGUGCAGUACUCUGCUCUACAAGUGGCACUGGAUGCUUAUAAGAUGAGUUUCACAAGGCAUCCAGAAGACUCAUCUCUAUCGGGCCUCUCUUACAUUCACCUGUUCCUCUCUUCCUUUACUAAGGUAACGUGUGAUGCUGACUCGUACCGUGAGUUCAUGCCCUUUGAACCCUCCUUCUUGGUGACAGUCCUGUGUUCAAACUCACGCUUCUGCCCCGAACCACUGAGCUGUGUGAAUAAAUCUCAGAGUCAUCCUAGUGAGAUGUGUCAGAGUCAAACGCUGCACUGAAUCUGAGAGGAACUCUUUUCCGCUGAGACCUGUUGGAGCUAGUUUGGGACUGUUGAACCAUUGGAGCUGCUCACUGUUUAGUAAAAAAAAGAGAAGGUCAUUCCAGAGAUCAUAAAACUUUUGAUAUGCACUUGUUAAGGAAUGGGUUUAGAAAUGUCAGGUCACAUACAUUUAAGCAAUAUUAUCACAUUUGAUAACUCAUCUACAGUAUGACGAACAGUUAAAGCCUGCUUGGUGGAUAUGAUCUCUCACAGCACUUUGAAAAUUUACCAUGUUUUUACUAUAGUGUUAAUUUUUGGAGGA